This is a messenger RNA of Coregonus clupeaformis (lake whitefish), 9095 nucleotides long. RefSeq names its product spectrin beta chain, non-erythrocytic 4-like. Bases 216 to 4814 code for a protein of 1532 amino acids. Gene Ontology annotation, biological process: actin cytoskeleton organization. Gene Ontology annotation, cellular component: cell junction; cell projection; plasma membrane. The transcript is spliced from 19 exons. Gene Ontology annotation, molecular function: actin filament binding; phospholipid binding. NCBI's taxonomy places the organism in Eukaryota, Metazoa, Chordata, Actinopteri, Salmoniformes, Salmonidae. The record is from RefSeq and is a predicted model, not a curated record.
UUGGGUUGGGGUGGGUUUUGACAGUGCAGGUACCCGGGACCCUGCAGAGUGGAGUGGGUCUCUCUGGCGUAGAGGAGCCACGCAGAUAGGCAGGACAUCCUGUGGGAAAGGAGGAGAGAAGAGAGGAAGAGGGGCUGGCUCAGGCUCGGGCCCCUGAUGGUGGCUAUUUUUGUCUACCCUAGCUGAGUGAUUGGGGACAGCGGAUAAAGGAAAAGAUGCUUAUGGGUGCGGGACGAGACACGGCGCGGGAUGAGGCCCAGAAGCUUCACAGGAAGUGGCUGAAGCACCAGGCCUUCAUGUCCGAGCUGGCCUGCAACAAAGAAUGGCUGGCCAAGAUAGAGCAGGAGGGUCAGGAGCUGAUCGAUGAGAAGCCGGAGCUGCGCUCGGUGGUGCAGCAGAAGCUGGAGGAGAUCAGGGAGUGCUGGACGGACCUGGAGAGCACCACCAAGGCCAAGGCCCGGGCUCUGUUUGAGAACAACAAGCCAGAGCCGGUGGUGAAGAGCUACUCAGACCUGGACCACCAGCUCUCUGGCCUGGAGAAACAGCCCCCCCAGCUGGAGCAGGCUCACCACCUGCCCACCUUCAACGAGCAGCUGCAUAAAUUUCAGUCUCAGAUGGGGAACUUGUACAAGGACGUAGGGGAACUAGGGUCCCUCCAGAGGGUGUGCCUCCCCCAGCGAGGCAGCCUGGUGAAGGGUGGAGAGGGAGAAGGGGGCGAGCAGCCGGCCGUGGUGGAGACCCGCAUCGUGCGCCUCAUCGAGCCCCUGAAGGAGAGACGUCGCAUCCUGCUGGCCUCCAAGGAGAUGCAUCAGGUCGCCCAGGACCUGGAGGAAGAGAUACUGUGGAUCCAGGAGCGGCUUCCUCUGGCCUCCUCUAAGGAUUACGGCAACAACCUGCAGAGUGUUCAGCAGCAUGUCAAGAUCAACCAGACACUGCAGAGGGAUCUGCAGGGGCGCCAAGCGCGGGUGGAGGAGGUGUUGGACCGGGCGGGGAUCAUCGCCUCUCUGCGGACCCCUGAGGUGGACUUUGUGCGUGAGGGGGCAGGGCAUGUACGUCAGCUUUGGGAGGUGCUGAGGCUAGAGGCGGAGAGGAGGUCUGUGAUGCUGGAUGUGGUGCUGCAGGCCCAGCAGUACUACAGCGAGGCGGCCAAGGUCGAGUCCUGGCUGGCAGGCCAGAAACUGCACCUCAUCAACGAGGAGAAGGGCACGGACGAGGAGAGCACCCUGCAGCUGCUGAAGGAGCACCUGGCCUUGGAGGCGACGGUGGAGAACUACGCUGAGACAGUGGGCAUGCUCUCCCAGCAGUGUCAGCGACAGCUGGAGCUGGGGCACCCAGACAGUGAGGGGAUCACCAAGCAGCAGUCCCACAUAGACCGUCUGUAUGUGUCUCUGAAGGACAUGGUGGAGCACAGGAAGACCAAACUGGAGCAGCAGUACUGGAUGUACCAGCUCAACAGAGAGGUGGAGGAGUUAGAGAAGUGGAUCACUGAGCGGGAGGUCGUUGCCAGCUCCACUGAGCUGGGUCAAGACCUGGAGCAUGUCACGAUGCUACAGGAAAAAUUCACCAAAUUCUGCUCAGAGACCAACAGCAUAGGCCAGCAGAGGAUGGAGCAGGUGAAUAAGAUGGUGAAUGAGAUGAUAGACUGUGGCCACACAGACGCGGCCACCAUAGCUGAGUGGAAGGACGGACUGAACGAGUCAUGGGCCGACCUAUUGGAGCUCAUGGAGACCCGAAGACAGAUGCUGACAGCAUCACACCAGCUGCACAAGUUCUUCACUGACUGCAAAGAGGUCUUGGCUCAGACUGCGGGGAAGAUGAGACAGCUGCCAGAGGUAAGGGCGUGCCAAGCCAGCAUCGCCAACCCUGCCACCCUGCAGAGGCUCAUGCUCUCCUUCGAGCACGCCCUCCAGCUGCUCGUCUCACAGGUAAGGCAGCUGCAGGAGAAUGCAGCCCAGCUGAGGACCAUCUAUGCCGGGGAGAAGGCUGAGGCCAUCAUGAGCAAAGAGCAGGAAGUGAUGUCAGCAUGGAAGGAGCUGCUGGUUUCCUGUGAGGCCAGUCGCGUGCAGGUCACCUCGGUGACAGACAAGGUGCAGUUCUUCUCGGUGGUGCGUGAGCAACUCAUGUGGAUGGAAGGCAUCAUGGGACAGAUUGGAGGGGAUGACCCAAGGGACUCGUCUUCUGCGGAGGUGAUGAUGAAACAGCAUGGUGAGCUGAAAGCCAAGAUGGAUGGCCGUAGGAAGACCAUACAGCAAUGUGCGGAGCUGGGAAAGAUUCUGCUGGCCGCAGGCAACCCAGCCUCCGAGGAGAUAAAGGAGAAGUUGGAUGCGCUCCUGGCUAAGCAGAAGGAUCUCUCUGAGAGAUGGGACAAACAGCAGGAGAAGCUACAGCGCAAGAAGGAUCAGUUCCAGUAUGCCCAGGAGACAGUGAAGGCGGAGGCCUGGCUGAAGGCCAAGGAGCCCCUGAUUAGCUCCAGCUCCACCUCCAGGGAGGCUGGGAGGUCUGGAGGAGAUGCCCAGGCCCAGACUGAUGAGGUGGAGCAACUCAUUCUCCGCCACGAGGCCUUCCGCAAUGCUGCAGCCACCUGGAAAGAGCGCUUCAGCUCACUGAGACAGCUCUCCAACGCAGAAAAGCUGAGAGAAGAACAGAGCAGCAAGCCUUCCCCAACGCCACUCUCCAGUCGGAGGAUGUUCCCAUCAUCCUGUCUCACUCCGACUGUUCCCCUUGCUACCUCAACUCUGCUGAGACAGACGGUCCAGGUGCAUAUCGAGCCCAGGCCCAAGCAGACCAGUCUGGAGAUGUCUGCCUCCUCUGCAGCCCAAAGGUUGGGUUCUACCAUAGCCAGCUACACUCCUGUCAUAAAUGGCUCUGGUUACCAUGGACUGGACCAUCAGAGCAGCAGCGGAGGAUUGGAGAGUUCCAACUACCCUGGACUGAACCAUCCAGGCGGUGGAGGAGUGGACAGCAGCUCCAGUUACCUUGGAGGGAACCAUCAGACUGGCCCCCCGCCAGUGGAUAGUUCUGGCUACCUUGGACUGAACCAUCAAAGCAGUGGGGGUAUGGUUAGUCCAGGCUACCUACCUCAAAAUCAAAGUAGUGGGGGUAUGUGUAGUCCAGGCUACCUGCCGCAAAAUCUAAGUAGUGGGGGUAUGGGUAGUCCAGGCUACCUGCCGCAAAAUGUAAGUAGUGGGGGUAUGGGUAGUCCAGGCUACCUGCCGCAAAAUCAAAGUAGUGGUGGUAUGGGUAGCUCAGGCUACCUUGCACAAAAUCAUAACAGUGGUGGUAUGGGUAGCUCAGGCUACCUUGCGCAAAAUCAAAGUAGUGGGGGUAUGGGAAGUACUGGCUACCUUGCACAACACCAAGGUAGUGGGGGUAUGGGUAGUUCAGGCUACCUUGCGCAAAUCCAAGGUAGUGGAGGUAUGGGUAGUUCAGGCUACCUGGCUCAAAGUGGUGGGGGUAUGGGUAGUUCUAGCUAUCUGCCUCAAAGCGGUGGGGUCAUGGACCCCAAAAUGGCGUAUGCGUGGCAGCAUCUGAAAGCCGACUGCAUGCAGCCCAGGAUCAACCACAUGCACAAGGCUGUCAACCCCCUCCUGGAGGCCAGCAGGGCGCAGAGGGAACAGUUUGGGGACAUCCCCAUGGUGGACAUGAUCGGGCCAGAGUCUGGCCUGGAUCUGCUCCACGGCAGGCUCCAGAGGGACCCCCGCGGCAGCCGCUCUGACCCCCAGAUGGACCACCUGCGGCGAGAGAGGGAGUACAAGCUGGGUCGGCAGACCUCCAGCGAACAGGAGAUUCAGGCGCGGCUCAACGAGCUGCCAAUGAUUGUGCGCCAGGAGCGCUAUAGGCGACGCCUGGAGAGGCAGUCGUCUAGCGAGCAGGAGGGCAGUGGGAAGGCGAGGACACCGAGGCAGGAUGACUCCAGCGACAUGGAGUCAGCCAAGGAAGGCUCCGACAAACGCUCAACAGAGAAGAGAGCCACCACCAUGGCUGAGAUUGUGGAGCAGGCCCAGGAGAGAGAGUUAGCACAAGCACGAGGGGAGACGUACCGCCCCACCAGCAGCCUCUCAGCACCCGUGACCUACGAGCGCCCGCGCGCCCGAGACCGCCCCAAACCCCGCAGGAGACCCCGCCCCAAAGAGCCUGAGGAGAAGCGGCGCUCUCGCUCGGCUCCGGCCCAGAGUCCGGCACAACUUCUGCCGCCCUCACACACUGCCCAUAACGAAGGCUUCCUGUACCGCAAACACGACUUUGAGGGCCACCAGAAGAGUCCCAGCAGUAAGUCCUGGGUGAACUUGUAUUGCGUGUUGUCCAAGGGAGAGAUCACUUUCUACAAGGACGCCAAGAGCACUACCACACCUUACAAUGAAGAAACCCCACUCGACCUGAGCGUCUGUAUAUGUGAUAGCACCAUAGGAUACAAGAAGAAGAAAAAUGUCUUCGUUAUCAAGAAAAAUGAUGGCAAUGACUAUAUUUUCCAUGCAAAGGAUGAGGAGGACCUGAAGGCUUGGGUCACUAACAUCACCACCAGUAUAACUGAACACGAGGAGAUCGCCAAGUGGGACAAGCCCACCACCUCGUCCACAGAUCCUGACCGCUCGGAGAGGAAGGAGAAGUCAGAGGGCGACGCAGACGCCAGGUCAGAGAGGUCUGAGAUGGGAGGAGAGGUGGAGGAGGAGGAGAGGUCAGAGAAAGAGAGGUCUGACAAGGGAGAGGGGUCCGAGAAGACGGGAGAGUGCUCCGAGAAGGUAGACACGUCGGAGAGGGGUGAGAGGCCAGAGGGAGGGGCAGGGGGCUCCAGCACGUCAGGGAAGAGCAAAUGAUCCCCGCUGAGUGGAGGAGUGGACUGACAUCUAACCAUCUUCCCCCCCCCCACCCAACUUUACCCAACGACACCAGACAGUGCUGUGAGCAAGAGAGACGGAACAAGAUUUUGUACAUUUCUGUGCAUAUCUUCUCUCCUUUUCUCUCUCUAUAUCUCUCUCUCUGUCUCUCUCUGUGACAUCCUGAGGCUUGGGUCCUAAUGUUAACUGUGACUGACUGAUCCUUCAGCCCCUCCCGCUCCCCCAGCCAAAAUACAUCAAUACUUGCAUUGCAUUGUGGCUCUUGCUGGUAGGUUGGAGGAUGGCGGAGAUUAACCAGCGCCACUGUGUGGUCACAGGCAUUCGUCACAGUCACGACUCAUUGAUCAUUUAUAUCUUGGAUUCACAGCAUCUCUCAGUAUAUAUAUAAUAUACCUAUGACUGACUAUGUAAUGCUCUGUCUAAAACAACCCAAGCAGCGGUGAAUGAAAUGUCUCACAAUAUUUUGAAAAAGCUUUUUUCUGAAGCAAUAUACUUUUUUAUUUCUUCUCUUUGUUUGAGAGAGAGUGAAAGGAGACAAACAGUUGCUUAUUAAUUAUAUGAUUGUUCACAUUCAUCAUCAGCUUCUUUCUGGCAGGUCAGCAGCACCUUAAACACUUCCAACACGUCUGUGUAUACUCAGCAUAUUGACAUUUCAAACCCACCUCAUCGCUAUCUCUGAGUCAUGUUGUCCUGAUGGAAUGCUGGUAUUACCUACUUGUGCUAAUAACUGAAUUGAUCAACACGUGUUUCUCUUCAAUGCCAUGCCAUGCCAGGAAUAAAGGUGAACUAGGGUUGCCAACUUGAUUAAAAUUCAAUCACAUCCAAGAGUCUAUUCGAGGAGGCAAUGCCCAAUUUAACCUUCUUGUGGUGCCAGACCUGUGUCUACAUCCUACUUGUUAAAUCCAACCAUCAUGGCAUGACAUAGUAUAGUGCACCUUUUUAUUUUAAUGCUUUCAUGUUCUUCUUGGUCUUGAGAAGUUGACCAGUUCUGAAAUGAAUUUGGCAGUGCAAUAAUUCAAUCUGAAGGGAAGGUCUGUGUAAAAUGCUAACAUCAUGGUAGAUCUUAAACUAUGGUGAUAAGAAGAUAUGUUUUAGUGACAUAGCAGAGAAAAGCCCAAGCCAGACAUAAUACAUGCUUCUUACGAAUGCUAUUUGAUCUGAGACAAAUGAAGAAGCAUUAGAACCUCAUUGCUGUUUUUAUUAUAUUACUGGAAUAUAUUUGAUAGGGACUGUAAUGGUUUCACUCCUGAAAAUACAGUAGUAACAUCAACAUUAGAUGAACACCAGAAUAUAUUAUAAACUACUUCUCCCUCCCUGUUUUCUUUCUUUCUUUAAGAGAUUAAACCAAUAGAAAAUGAUUGUCAGUCAGAGGAGGAUUUAUGUACAAUUGUCAUGAUCUAGUCAUUAAAUUGUAUAUAUCUUUAUGUAUACCAAUAAAUGAUAUGCUCUAAUAAACAGAGUUCUAUGGAAUGAAGUGGGUUAAGAUUAAAACAUUUCUGUUAAUCUACACAAAUGAAGUGGGGAAACCACAUCAGUUGAUUGUGAUAUUACUGUUUAUUCAAUUUAAAUGAAAAAUAUGCAAAUUAUGAGUCACUAACAAAGGAUAGUGUAUAUACACCAAUAUCUAGGUACAUUUUACAUUUUACAAGGGAAAAGAGUGCUGGACCUAGGUACAUUUGUUGUGUAUUUAUAAAUGUGUAUUUCAUUUAAUUGAUCAUACAGGUUUGCUACAGACAGUUUUUUCUAUUAGUAGUUAGAUCCUGCCAGGCAAGUGAAUUAUUAUAAGAACAGUCCUGUUUCGAGUGAUAGGCAUUCGCUAUAUUUACUUGAACUGGUUAACUGGCUUGGAUGAAAACAAAGUGCUUGGUAACCUGAAUGUUAGUUUAUUUGGCAACUCUGAAGCUGAUCAGACUGGUAUCCAGGUUAUAUAUGUUUUAGCUGUGACUCUUGGGCUAUGACUUCAAAGCUAAAUACAACCAUACUGACUGAAGCAAGCAAAAUGUUUUGCUUGCUUCAGUCAUAUUGGAUGAUUAAUUAUAAACAUAUAUUGAUAAAAAAGUUACAGAACACAAAGAAAAUGUUGGUUUAGUUAGUACUGUACACCUACAAUAUGAAACCUCAAUAGCCAGCAUAUUUUGAUUUGUUUCAAAUGGGCUACUUUUUAAUUAUGUUUACAGAUAUGUUUUAUCCGAUUCCUAAAUGCCCCAUAUCAUGGACCUUCCAGAUCAAACAUCACUGCUUAAAGUGGUCUGUGUGUUUUAUUAGAAAAUUAAUUGAUUUCACAAUAUACUCAAUACAGACUGUUCCAUUUGACUCCGGAUGCAAAUACUGGCACUUAUUGACUUUGGCAUUCAAGUGUUAUGACACAAGCAACAGUCAUGAGUCUAACUGCAGCUUGUUGAUUGGAAGCAGUUAACUUAUUGGUAAGACUUGAAUAUUUCAUGAUAUAUGUGUUAUGUCAUCUGUUACAAUGUCAACUAGAAACUGUUGAGAAACUGUCAAUUACAGUAUAGCAACAAACUGUCUAUUGUAGGUGGUUAUUAUAGGUACCACCAUGCCAUUCUGGAUUACAGGCUUUAAAAACGAAUGGUACCUAAAAUGUUAAUUUAUUAGAAGGUUUACAGCCAAUUGUAAACCUUCUAAUUCCUCCGGAAUUCCUCCGGAAUUGAGCCUUUCGUUGCAAUGCAUAUUUAUUAGUUAAACACUAGUAGCUGUUUCUCUUAUUUUCCUCUGUGGAAAGAGAGAGCGGCUCUCCUCCUAAUUCUAUUCAUUCCAAUUCUAUGGUUCCACCAUCUACAUUCUUAUCAGAGAAAUCCCAUCAUCACUUGAUGAAACAAACAGGUUAAUACUAUAAUACUUACUAAACACACAUAAAUACUACAAUACCCACGAAACACAGAAAUACUACAAUGCCUACUAAACACACAAUAACAAGGUAACGUAAAGCUCUUGACCUCAUGGCUGGUGUUUUUGUAAUUUUGUGUUUUUCUUGUCUCAGAUACAGUGUUAGUGUACCUUAAUGAUACCUAUUCCUUGCUGCUAUGACAUUUUCUCUAAGUAAACCUCCUUACUUGCUGAUGCAAAAUUUACGUGAACAUUGGUGUAUGCUUGACACGGAGGUGUUAAGCCAAGAGUUUUUGAAAAAGUCAUCAUCAACCAACCCCACAGAUCAGUAGAUACAUGAUGCAUUCUAGAUAGUAGUGGGAGAGAUGAAGAAAUUCCUGAUGUUGCAGCCACUCACAGUGUUUAAAAAUCAAAGUAAAUUUGCUUGAUUGAGUAGAGAAAGUUAACAGAUUCCUGUGUUAGAGAUUUAACUGAAGUAGAAUUAAAAAGAAUAUAUUAAUUUAAUUUGGCAAAUUAGUAAACCUUGCCAGAGAGUAAAGUUCUUGAGACAGGCGUACACAAAAGUCAAUUCUCUUGAUUUUGAGGGGGUAAACAUACUGUCAUUAUAACACCUCAUGACGUAAUCACCAAUUAGCAUUGGCAAACAUUUAUUAGAAUUCAUGGACUUAAUCCAUUUGACCAGCUAUGUACUUAAUGCUCCAAUCUCCACUUCUUAAUGUCUUUGUGCAUUUAACACAUGGAGCAAAAUGUCAAGUGUCAUAACUGCUAAUGUCAGGUGUCAUGAUGACACACUUAUGUAGGCAUAAUGGCACAGUUAUGUAUACACCUUCAACUAAAGUAUUCCCUGUAUUUAAUCAAGUCAUUUGUUUUAUUUUUUGUAAGAAGAAAAACUGUCUGUGUCAUAAAGCCACCUGGGGAUAGUAACUGAACCACAUAGCUCUGACAACAUAAGUUAAUAAGUCAGUGAUAGACGUCAAAUGAAGGGCUGGUCUUUUAAAAAACAACUGUGUUUUCUGUUUGGAGGUAAUAACGCUUCAGAUCAGUAAGCUUGAAAUCCUUGCUUAUGUACAGUAUGUUGGUACAAAAGAAAACAUUUUUAUGCUGUAUUCUGUAGCCCUCUUAUAGCAGAUCAGUGAAAGGCUGAAACACAUCAGAGCUACUCGCAGUUUUAAGAGAGGCGCAAGUGGAAACAUGAAUAAUUGAUGAUGUGCACAGUGUAAAACGCUAGUGGUGAUGCAGGGUCUAUAAGAAAUAUACAUGUAUACAGUAUUGCACAAAGUCUGCACAACUCAAUGUAUGUCUUUUAAGAAUGUACAUUUUAAUUCUGAUUUGUUUAUUAAAUAGACUGGAGUAACAUCUGCCAAUAUCUGUCUGUUGAAAUAUGGUAUUGUCUCAUAAAUUCUGUUCAUCCCUUAA